Molecule: messenger RNA, 2200 nt
Organism: Contarinia nasturtii (swede midge)
Lineage: Eukaryota; Metazoa; Arthropoda; Insecta; Diptera; Cecidomyiidae
Product: T-box protein H15-like
Exons: 6
Coding region: 474-1976 (500 amino acids)
Biological process (GO): positive regulation of DNA-templated transcription; heart development; cell fate specification
Cellular component (GO): nucleus
Molecular function (GO): RNA polymerase II cis-regulatory region sequence-specific DNA binding; DNA-binding transcription factor activity, RNA polymerase II-specific
Source: RefSeq, a predicted model, not a curated record
UGCAAUAAAAUAAAUGUGCAUAUUUUAAAAUUAGUAACAAGCAACAACAAAAAAUAGUGACAUAUCGCAUAAAUGCGCAUUUGAGUGGGUGUUCGCGAGCAAAAGUAUAUACAUUUUCCGUUGUGCUCGGCGUUUAUUUACUUAUUGUUGUCAUUAUUUAUCUCUUGUGUGUCAGUUAUUAAGUGAUUAUUAUCGAAUUAAAUCCAAUGAUUUGUGGCAAAAUGUUAUGCAUGUGAUGUGUGGCAUAAAGAAUGAAAUGUAAUCAUUGACACAUAAUCAAGAACAAAGGUCAAAAUCAUCGAGCAUCUAAAUCAAGAGGAGCAAAUUGAUUUUAUUUUAUUUACCGAACAGAAAAUGGCAAUAAAGUGACAAAUAGAAAAGAGUUUGUGAAAAGUGUUAUUAUUUGAAAUUUCCAUAAAUGACAAUUCGUGCACCUGAGCCGGCAGAAGAAAACAAAUAAUAGUAAAAGUAUCAUGCUGCUUGGAGCAUCAAAUCAUUGCAGUUCGGCUGCAGCUGCGGCAGCUGUGGCUGCAUCAAAAAAUGGCACAGACUUUUCAAUUGCGGCUAUUAUGUCCAGAGGCUCACUCAGCCGAGAACCAUCAGAACGUAGCUCUAGUCCAUUAUCGGUGGAUCGAUAUGCAGAAAUAGAUGAUGAGGUCGAUGUUGAACAAUGCAGCGAUUCAGAAUCAACCCGAAAUACACAGAAAACCGCACAAACAUCAAUAGCUUCACCGUCAUGCGCAUCGGAUGAAGAACGAUCAUCACCUGAACAGACUUCGACAAAAUCUCGGCUAACCAACUCCUGUAAUUGUGAUGAUUUGGCACCGGUACAAUGUCACUUGGAAACAAAAGAAUUGUGGGAUAAAUUUCACGAGUUAGGAACGGAAAUGAUAAUAACGAAAACUGGCCGGCGAAUGUUUCCAACGGUACGAGUUUCAUUUUCGGGACCAUUGAGAUUCAAUCAACCAGCUGAUCGAUAUGCUGUUUUGCUAGAUAUUAUUCCGACGGACGUUAGACGCUAUCGUUAUGCAUAUCAUCGUUCAACGUGGUUGGUUGCCGGAAAGGCUGACCCACCGCCUCCACCGCGUCUUUAUGCUCAUCCGGAUUCACCAAUUAGUGUUGAUGUGCUUCGAAAACAAGUGGUGUCUUUUGAAAAAGUCAAACUAACCAAUAACGAAAUGGACAAAAAUGGACAGAUUGUUUUAAAUUCAAUGCAUCGAUAUCAGCCACGAAUACAUUUGGUUCGAUUGUCACCGGGUCGUAGUAUACCAACAUCACCAAAAGAACUACAAGAAUUCGAUCAUAAAACAUUUGUAUUCCCAGAAACAGUAUUUACGGCAGUGACUGCCUAUCAAAAUCAAUUAAUCACAAAGUUGAAAAUCGAUUCGAAUCCGUUCGCCAAAGGUUUUCGGGAUUCAUCUCGGCUGACCGAAUACGAUAGAGAUCCAAUGGAUCCAUUGCUGCUUGAACAACAUUUACGAGCACCAUUGCGUUUCUUUCCCGAUUCAAUGUUGGCACAAUUUGCUGCACAAGAAUCCGAAUCAGCAUCAGCUGUUUUGUUGGAAAAAGCACGACAACACUUGCAAAUGAUGGGCCGUGCACCUUAUCCCGAACUACUUUUGCCACAAAUGUACCAACGCCCAAAUUUUCCGCCAUUUGGAAAUUUGGGUUUGUGGCAAAGUCAACUGCCGCCGCAACUAUCUGCCGGUUUUUUGUCGGCGGCCGCUUUUGCUAUGGGCAAUCGGGCACAAAUUUUACCAACAACAUCAACUGCAACUCAAUCUAUGCAAAUGCAAAUGCCCGUGACACAAGCUACAUCUAUUUUAAUACCACAAAGUUCCUCAUCAUCAUCAGAUUCAUCGUCACCUGAUUUGCGUGUUAAAAAUUUUGCACGUUUCAGCCCAUAUCCGCUAUCAAAUCAUCAUCAAUUGAGAGGACAACAAUCAUCGCCACCAACACGAAAUUCACCACAUUAGUUCGGUAUUAUCAUAUCACAAACACUUUGUACAAACAUUUGUGUACUUCAAGUUAUUAUUUAUUAGGAAGAAAAAAAGAGAGACUAUUUUAAUCUGUGCAUUUUGGCUAGUAUAACAUUUCUGUAUUGUGAAAUCGGUGUUUAAUUCGAUAAAUUUUUUGUUUUGUGUUAGAAAUAGGAUUUUCUUUCCACAGGAAAUUGGUUUUCAAUGAUAGAAAUUAAAAU